Diaporthe amygdali is the source of this 1710-nucleotide messenger RNA. RefSeq lists its product as uncharacterized. The record is from RefSeq and is a predicted model, not a curated record. Bases 1 to 1710 code for a protein of 569 amino acids. The transcript has a single exon. Lineage: Eukaryota; Fungi; Ascomycota; Sordariomycetes; Diaporthales; Diaporthaceae.
AUGGGCGAUCACUUCACAUCGCCGAAAUUUCCAUUCAAGCAUGACCCUCUUCCAGACCCUGCCAAAUACAUCAGACUUCUUGAAAUACUAGACAACAAUAAUUCACAGAUAACUCAAAUUGCAUGCAGGCUCACAAAAUGGCGAGCAGACAGCCUGCCAUCCUAUCACGCCAUUUCCUACACAUGGGGAGAAGCUGAAUCCAACACUGUUAUACUCAUCAAUGGAAAGCCCUUCACAGUGCGGACAAACUGCGAGUUUGUACUGAAACAAGCACGCUGGCAUGGGAAGAGCCAGUACUAUUGGGUAGAUGCUGUCUGUAUCGACCAGGAGAACCUCGAAGAAAAGAGUAGGCAGGUUUUGAUGAUGGGUACUAUCUAUAAACAGGCCGAACACGUCUUGGCUUGUGUUGGGGACCAUGCGGAUGACAGCCUCUUCUUCUAUCAAACACUCAAACAUUUCUUGCCCGUGGGAGAAAGAAAGAAGUGGAUUUUUCGGCGCAAGGGACAACUAUCCCUGAGAUUCCGCCUGGGACACAGAUCUUCAACGACGCGCCGGCUUCUUCUUGCUGCAGCUCGCUUCGCCAUGCGACCAUAUUUCACUCGGUUAUGGAUCCUUCAGGAGCUACAUAACGCUCGAGAUGUCAGCUUCUUAUGUGGCAUGGAAGCGCUGCCGAAAGAUGGUGUGCGGCUUAUGCUUUCAGACCUUCACUCUGUCAUGCCGUACGGCGCAAGGGAAGGCUCUCGCACAUUUAUUGGGCGACUUUUGACGAGACUCUGGUUUCUUCGGAGAAUAGCACCGCAGCACCAGUUUCUAUCGUGGUCCUUCCUGGAGUAUCUGCAACUAAGCGGGAAGGUCUUCAAAUCCCUCCAGAUCACCAAAGCCUACGCACACGCUUACAGCACAUGGAGGCUGUUGGACAUUGCGAGCUGUCUAGAGUGUGCUGACAAGCGGGACAAGGUGUACGGGAUCCUCUCCAUCAUCUCUUGGGGCAGCGUUACGGCAAUGGUACCGGACUAUACGCAGGACGAGUUUAGGAUCGCUAUUGACUUUAUUAGUGCGCUUGUGGAGCUUGAGGAGGUUUCGAAGGAAGAUAUCUGUCUUCAGGACAUUUCUUUCCUCACCACGGGCAAUCUAGGUCUCAAUUACUGGUCACGUGGUGUGUCCGACGCGCUCAAAGCUCGUCGUAGCAACCCGGAGGAGGUAAUUUCCAGAGAGGCAGAAACGCGGCUUGAGGCUCCAUUGUUGUCGAGCUCGAGGUAUGCAGCCGGCUGGUGUGUCUUGAGUGAACACCUUGAUCGCAGUCGCCCGGAGUACUCGAUAUGGACCCCACCGGGGAAUGAAGACCGUGAUGUCUAUCUGCCUAGCUGGACGAGACCAGGCGACUGGGUCAUAGAGGUAAGAGGGCACGCGUUUGGCUGGUUUGCGACAUUUGAAUGCCCGGCCCUACUUGUGAUGAGAGAGAUCGGCCAUAGCCAGCGUGGUCCCUUCAUCGGGCAUGGCUUCGGAAGCAUCGGUGGAACGGAACUGGCCUUGGCCAAGUUCCAAGUCCACUGGGACGCAGAAGAUCUAGUCAUUCUUUGUUUGACUAUGAAUGACCCGGGGAAAAUCGGCAAAGGAUGGGAUGACUGGCUCGAGGACUUCCUAAAUGCCGGUGUUUGUAGACAACAAGCACCUGGUUCAUCUUAUGCGAUAAGGCGAGAUGAUGUCUAA